AUGAAUCUAGAUUCCAUCUUUGAGGAACAAGUGUAUCCAACACCAAAGCCUUCAAUCAAGAACUUGCGACGACAUGCCACUGCCACCGAGCUUCCGCUGCUCCAGCAACUGAAUCCGAACGAGGGCGCCCCGGAGUUCAACCCGGUGCAUGAAAACGAAGAAAGCGGGUCCUACGAUCUCAUCGCGCCCUACGAGGGCGGCGAUCUACCACUCCACAAGCUGGAGAGACUGGCCGACAUCAUGUUCUCGUCCGAGCACAUGCUCACUAUCCUGAACAAUCCGCGAUAUCUAACUCGAUUCCGUGAAUUCCUGCUCGAAGAGCGCCCGCGCUCGAUAUCCACCCUCACAUACUAUCUCAAUGCCGCGAAAGCGCUUAAGGCCAUUCAAUAUGCCAAUGCGCUGGUGAGGCUUUCUGUUGACGUCCCUCCCCCGGCGGUGCACACAGACGAGGAAACUGUCGGGGUGACGGCGAAUCGGGUUUUGGAACAACGGGUCAUAGAUGGGUUGCUGGCGCUGACUGCCGAAGAGCUUCCAGCAUUCAUCACCUCAAGGUGUAUCACAAUCACCAGCAAGAUUGUGGAGGAGCGUGUUCGAGGGACCCUCCCCAUGAAGUUCCGGGGUACUUCGAAUGCGCUAGCAGAGGUUUUCUGUCUGACAGAUCCCUCGCGCCCAGAUAACCCAAUCAUUUUCGCAUCGGAGGAAUUCCAUCGGACAACACAGUAUGGAAUGGACUAUGUGCUUGGUCGAAACUGUCGAUUCUUGCAAGGGCCGAAGACAAAUGCGAACAGUGUUCGUCGCAUUCGUGAGGCAAUCCACGCAGGUCGACACCACUCGGAGAUGUUCUUGAACUAUCGCCGGGAUGGCUCUCCGUUCAUGAACCUCCUACAAUGUGCUCCCCUAUGCGACAGCCAUGGCCGUGUCAAAUACUUCAUCGGUGCGCAGAUCGAUGUAUCAGGCCUUGCAAUGGAGGGUGCUUCAAUGGAGUCCUUGAUGGAACUCCAAACCAAAUACCACGACCCCGAGGAUGGAAGCAUCAUGGAGCCUCCACCACCAGAAGAGAAAGACGAGUUCCAAGAACUGAACGAGCUGUUCAGUCCUCGUGAGCUUUCCUCCGUGCAAGAGCACGGUGGACACUUAUUCCAACCUAUCAAGAGCAUGGGAUCGCCCCAGACCCCCCGAUCCUGGCUGCAGCGUGGCACAUCACUCGAGAGCGAGACCGAAGCCAUUCGCCUGCGCGAUAUGAAAUCACCAUUCUUCCGAAUGUCCCUGGCUGGCGUCUAUGAAAAUUACCUCCUUGUUCGACCGUACCCCUCUCUCCGGAUUUUAUUCACUUCGCCCGCGCUCCAGAUUCCAGGCAUGCUGCAAUCACCCUUCCUAUCGCGCAUUGGUAGCUCCUCGGCUGUGAAAGAAGACCUGCUCCAGGCUAUGAUGGUUGGCCGCAGUGUGACUGCUCGGAUCAAGUGGGUCACGCGGACGAAUCCUGAAGGACGCAGUCGCUGGGUUCAUUGCACACCUCUCAUGGCGAGUAAUGGUCAGGUUGGGGUGUGGAUGGUGGUGGUGGUGGACGAUGACGACGAGAAACCAAUAAACUGGCGCGCCUAG
Molecule: messenger RNA, 1602 nt
Organism: Penicillium olsonii
Lineage: Eukaryota; Fungi; Ascomycota; Eurotiomycetes; Eurotiales; Aspergillaceae
Source: the annotation of a GenBank genome assembly